Molecule: messenger RNA, 5680 nt
Organism: Tyto alba (common barn owl)
Lineage: Eukaryota; Metazoa; Chordata; Aves; Strigiformes; Tytonidae
Gene: GALK2
Product: galactokinase 2
Exons: 10
Coding region: 2411-3715 (434 amino acids)
Biological process (GO): carbohydrate phosphorylation; galactose metabolic process
Cellular component (GO): cytoplasm; cytosol
Molecular function (GO): galactokinase activity; ATP binding
Source: RefSeq, a predicted model, not a curated record
ACGCCGUGGGGAUGAGCACGGCCGCCACAGGCUGCGCUGCCGCCGGGGCCGGGGCGGGGAGGGGGCCGGGCUGCCCGCUCUGCCGCCCGGAAGGACGGCGUCUGCCUGUCCCGUGAUCGCGGCCGAGCCGGAGCCGGAGCCGAAGCUGCUGCGCCGCUGCCCGCCUCAGGCAGGGGCGGGCGGUGGGAGCCGCCAUGGCGGCGGACGCCCCCGACACCCUCCCGGUUCAGCUGGUGGAGCAGCCCAGAAUCUCGGGGAUACUGAUUAUCCUUUCGUCCUUUGGGCUAUAAAAGAAAUGCCCCGGAACAGCGUAGGCCCGGCUCUGCAUUGCUUUGCCUGCGGCACACGCCGGCACACGCUGUUUCCCCACGGAGUUGCACUUCGUGUGUGGAAGUAGAACGCACAAGCAGUUCAAACAAACCGUUUUACUCGUGUUAGCCUUGGAGAAGGGUCAUUUUUUUAAAACUUUUGUUACUUCUGUAUAAUUGCACUGUGUAAGUCACGUGGAAGGGAGGAGGCCAACAUUUCCAGACUCGAAUGUGUGAAGUUGUGAGGGAUGCCUUUGCUUAACACUUCUGACAGUCAUCUUUGAUGUAGGUGCUUAAAAUGCAGCACGCGUUGCAACAUCAAGGCCGAAGCUGGUAAAUAGCCUUUCAUCAGGCCUGCUUGUAAAACCCACAUUAAAAAAGAGAUCAAUCAGCACUUAGAUAAACAUGCCCCCGUGACUGCUCUGUUUGUUCUUAGUCUCUUGGUACCAACACCACUAUAAAAAUGUCUGUGAAACAAAGAAACAUUCUAAGUACUGACACAAAAAGAAAUAAAGUUAACACCUAGAAUUCUGCCAACAGAUUCCCUUAUGGACUAUACUAUUAAUGUGACCUAGGAAAGGGAUUGUACAAUAAAAUGGCUGAAAUUUCUUCUGAUAAUUGAAAGAGUGAUAAACUAGUCAAUAGAAGGGGAGAUUAUAAGAAGGGAAGUUACAGAGGGAUCUAAUACAGCUUUGUUACUGGGCACCAAGAUGGAAAGGUACUGAAAGAUCUGUUAAAAAAAUCACAACAAAAAAUAUUUUGUAGUUUUCCAUCUAAAGAAAUCUUACAAAACAUUCACAUAUAUGUAGUUGGACAGUAACACAGCUUUUACAAAGAAGUACAAACUAAAUAAUUGACUGUGAAAUUUUUUAACAUCUGUUUCUCAUUGCUGUCUUCUUAUUAAUGCUUUGCAUUAACUAGGCUUUCAGUUCUAGUUUGGGACUAAAUGUAGAAACCUUAGCGGGGUUCCUGUGACUGGAUUUUUGUUAGUAGACUAAAAAUAAAUAAAAAAAAGCUACAUGCUUUAAAUCCAACAGGGUAUAUUGUAAUAUUGACAGUGAAAUACUGUAAGUAAAAUUUUAAACAUUAUUUUUCUUGUAUUCGUACUGAUUUUUCAUCAUUUCAGUCUGUUGUUUACAUUAAUGAAAGUUAAUGGGUUAGUAUGCAACCUAAAUUGCUUUAAGGUACUUUUGAAGUGAAUCACUAUGAAAUUUCUUAUGUUUCACUGAGAUAAUGGCUUAAUCUCUUCUCGGUCUCUGUUUACCCAUUGUUUCUGCAUGACACACUAAAACAUCUCAACUUUGCAAACACAGGGCGGAAGCUAGAUACCGUCACAGUCUUACAAAAUAAAGCAAUAUGCCAAAUUCUUCUUUGUGUUAUAACUUUCACUGGCACAUCUAGCACCUCCAAAUGGAAAACCUGAAGAACUUUCUGGUAACUGGUGCUGUAAACCUAUAGAGUAAAUACUAGGUCACAGGGAUAACCUGAGGUUUGGAAUUCUAGUUCUCUGUAUAUACAUUUGUACAGAAAUGCGGUAGUGUCUAAUAUGGAAAUUGAUACAAGCAAAAACUUAGAAGAAAAUGAAUUUGCUCAGGCCUACCUAGUGCGGUCAGAUCUGACUUUGAAGGGAGUGCCUCUGUGUGUUUGGGACAAAUCCCAGCACCACAAAUGAGCCAUUGGUCCACACUGCUGGAUUCUUCCUCAGUGGCAAACAGUUUUACAGAGCUGUGGCAUAGGAGAGGUAGGUGGAGGCCAUGGUAUUUCAUUAUACCAGGCAACUGCCUUCCUGGCUUCUGCCUAGAAACAACCUAGACAGAGGACUUAAAUAAAAUAAGGCCCCUUCUGUCCUUUUCAAGUGAACAUACACAUUUCUUAUUAAAUAGAAUAUCCUAAAUAGAGUCUUCUCUGUCACGAUCAAUGUUACGUGAAGAGCAAAAAUAAGCAGCUUAAUGUCACUCCUGGUGUAACAGAGAAAACUCCAUGUACUUCAAAAAGUUGAAUCAAAUUUACGUCAAGAAACACUGAAAAUUCCUGCUUUUUAUGCAAAUACAGCCCUUCUAAAUGUUUCUAACCUGCCUUUCAGAUUGCAGAAGCUGAAGGAGAUGUUUAUAUCAAAAUUUGGAUCAGCUCCCAAGUUUUAUGUUCGUGCACCAGGGCGAGUCAACUUAAUAGGAGAACAUAUAGACUACUGUGGUUAUGCUGUGCUCCCUAUGGCUAUAGAACAAGAUAUACUGAUUGCAGUAGAACCUGUGAAAACUCAAGUUGUGCAACUGGCAAAUACCAAUUCUUUGUACUUGGAUUUCAGUACUAAUGUUAAUAGCAUUCAGAUUAACAAAACCAAACCUCAGUGGCAUAACUACUUCCAGUGUGGACUGAAAGGUAUUCAGGAACAUUUUGGUCUUAAUAACCCAACUGGAAUGAAUUGUCUGCUAGAUGGAACCAUCCCUCCAAGUUCUGGUCUCUCUAGCUCCAGUGCUUUGGUGUGCUGUGCAGGACUCGUGACACUAAGAGCUAAUGGAAAAACCCUCUCUAAGGUGGAACUUGCAGAGAUUUGCGCAAAGAGUGAACGUUAUAUUGGCACAGAAGGUGGCGGAAUGGACCAGUCAAUCUCUUUCUUGGCAGAAGAAGGAACUGCCAAGUUGAUAGAGUUCAGCCCUCUGAGGGCAACUGAUGUUAGACUUCCAAGUGGAGCAGCGUUUGUUAUUGCUAACAGUUGUGUUGAAAUGAAUAAAGCAGCAACUUCUCAUUACAAUAUUAGGGUAAUGGAGUGUCGUCUGGCUACAAAGCUUCUCUCAAAGUCAAAAGGCUUGGACUGGAAAAGAAUGUUGAGACUCCAUGAUGUGCAAACCAAGCUAGGAGUUAGCCUAGAGGAAAUGCUGACCAUCAUCGAGGAGGUAUUACAUCCUGAGCCUUACAGCACAGAGGAAAUUUGUAAAUGCCUGGGAAUUAGCCUGGAGGAGCUCCGCUCUCAGAUCCUUAGUCAAAACACGCAAGAUGUUUCCAUCUUUAAGUUAUACCAGCGUGCAAAGCAUGUGUAUAGUGAAGCUGCCAGAGUGCUGGAAUUUAAGAAGAUAUGCAAUGAAGCACCUGCCAAUGCACUCCAGCUGCUGGGAGAAUUAAUGAACCAGAGCUAUAUCAGCUGCAAGGAAAUGUAUGAAUGCAGCUGUCCUGAACUGGAUCGGCUGGUAGACAUCUGCCUGCAGUUUGGGGCCAUCGGGUCACGUCUGACUGGAGCUGGAUGGGGUGGCUGCACUGUGUCAAUGGUGCCUACUGACAAGCUGAACACUUUCCUAAAAAAUGUUAAAAAAGCUUAUUACCAAACUGACGUCCAAAAGUUAGCAUUGGAGAAUAAUAGUCUGUUUGCUACCAAACCUGGAAGAGGAGCUUUGGUUUUUGUUGAGGCCUAAAGAACAUAAAAUUUUUAAAGAAGCUAUGUAGGGCAUUUAGAACUGGCAGUACUUCCCAUGCCACAGUAAAUUAAUGCCUUGUCUGUUUUUUAUUGUAAUGAGUAGUUGCUAUUAUCAAAAUAUAUUUCUGAAGAAGCAAUUAAAAGAAAACUCUUAGAUUAUAAUUUUUUUUUUUCAUACUAAAAAUAUCUUUCAGUAUAAACACCGAUUUACAAAAAGCUAUCGAUAAGGAAAAUUGAAACUGAAAUAAAGAUGAUACUUGGUGACAGCGGAUCUCUCUUCUUUUCCAUUUACUGUCAUAAAAGUAAGACCAGGUGGAAGAAGAGCUAUUUCAUUGUAGGGUAGGAACAUUGCAAUGUUUGCAGGGCUAUUCAGUGCUUAUCCUCUUUAAGUGCUGGAUAUUCUUUUGUUUAGAGUGUCCUGUAAAAAUGGAAGAUUAAACUGAAGCAUUCAAAAAAUUGAAAGGACAUUGCUAAAUGUUAGAAGUUUUAUACUCUCCUCAAAUAGGAUUAUUACUGCUGUAAUUAAUGGUAAUAUUGGAGGAGCACCUGCAGGCCGAAUAAAAUAUUAGGAAUACAUUAUGUUAAGCAGGAAAACUUUCCUUCUAGCUACAUUUCUUAUGUAUCUGUGCAAGGGUGACUUGUUAUGAAAGUUUUGACAAAAAUGAAAGCUGUGAGCUGUACAAUAUGGCAAGAUACUCCCCUAAGUGAGUGAACAAAUAAUGAAGCAAAGUUUGGUUCUGAGUUAUCCAAACACCAUAUUCUAAUUGCUGAAUCAUAGCUACACUUUUACAAGGUAGAACAUUUGCAUUUUUAUGCAAAACUAUUAAAAAGGAUUAAAUAUAAUCCACUGACCACCUAAAAAAGCAAUUAAAAUCUGUAAGGAAUAAUUAAGGAAAUAAUUCACUCUGUUGUACUAAGCAAAAGUAAAUAGGUAAGACCAAGAGUAAGUGUCAUUGACAUAUUAUUGACAAACUCCUAUCUCACUCCCACUUUACACUCCUGACAAUCUCAAGGUUGUAACUGCAGUGCAUUGGAAGUACAGCAUCUGCAAUUCAUAACCCAUCUCCUCAGUGGGAGAAAUGACUGCAAUUGCAGAAUGGCAACUGUACGUCAAGAUACCUCAAAGAUGCCCUAACCCUGCUUCUAAGUGGAAGAUUAGGUUCCUGUGCCCUUUCUCUCACAGAACAAAAACUUCCACCUGUCUGAUAUGUACAAUGAAAACUCAAGUUUUGCUAGUGUCAUAACCCUUGUAGCCAUAAAAGACAGAGCAAGAUUUGUGCACAUUUUUGUGAUGCUAAGCAAAGUUCACAUCCAGAAGUCUGCGUCAAAUUAGAGAUCUCUCAGAAGAGAUCCUCUGUACAUUACCCAUGUUAAUUCAGGCCAAAACCAAAUUCAUAGAGGCUACUAAUUCUGUGAGAGGACUCUGCCAAAUUUGAACACAGCAGAUGAACAACAGCCAACGCAAGCUGCCAGAUCUUUUCAGGAACCUCAGAGGGGACAUAUAAUGGUAGUACUAGAGUUUUCUGUUUUCUGACAACCAGGAAAAGUAGAACAGAGAGUGCUGUAGGUUAAGAAAAUCAAGUACUUGAGAGGAAGAAGGAUGGGGUCUAGGUGUGAUGGGGAGAGAUGAAAAGAGGAUUUGGAGGGAGGACAGUUAAAAGGAUGCAUGUGAGAAGAAGAAAGCAAGGGAUCAGGGAGAGAGUUAAGAGGCAGAAUUAUAGAAAGGUUUAGUCUAAAAGCAUUCACUGUUACUAUUUAUGGAAAUUUAAUAUCUUGUAACCCAUUUGUAAUGCACUGCAGAUACGUUGUACAUUCAACAAAACCUGUAAACGUAGGACUCCAAAAAUCAAACAACACUAGGAAAACAUCUUCAAGAAUCUCCAGGAUAACCUUAGAGAUUUUAAAGAAAAUAAUGCCAUGGCUUUGUUACUGACUGCCUUAUUAAAUAUAAUUCUCAGUUUAA